UUGCCGUUCUGUUUCCUUGGAUCCUGACCCGCCCCCCGCAAUGGUGUCCAAGAACCAAUUCCAGCCGAACCGGGCCAUGCAGAUGCAGUCGCAGCAGCAGCAGCAGCACCCGCAGCAAAUGCAGCAGCAGCAGCAGUAUCCGCAACAGCAGCAGCAGCAGCAUCCGCAACAGCAGCGCAACAGCCAGAACAGCAACAUCAAUAAUCCCCGGGCAGCGGCAGCUCCCUACAGGAAACCCUUCCGUCCGGGAGGGAAUGGCAAUGGAAAUGGGAAUGGAAACGGAAAUGGGAAUGGAAAUGGAAACGGGAGCAACAACCAGAUGAUGUUCUCCUCCAGCCAGAUGCCCAGCGAUCCCCUCUACAUAGACUUCAACAGUCCGGCGCCGGGAAACCAAAAGCAGAACCAGGGCGACGGCCUGAAGAAGAAGCCCAUGAAGGGCAUCAAGCAGCAGCAGCAGCAGUAUCCUAAUCCCAAUCCCGGCCAGCAGCAGCAGCAGCAGCCCUUCAACAACCAGAUGAAUGGAGGCGGCAACGACUGGCAGCGCUUUCCGGGCAACCCGAAUCCCAACCUGAAUCGCGGCGGCUUCAAUGGAUUUCAGCGCGGACCGCCGCCGAACCGACCGCCUGGACGGCACAUGAUGGGUCCGCCCAUGGGUCCGCCCAUGGGUCCCAUGGGCCCGUGCGGACCACGUGGACCCAUGGGUCCCGGAGGACCCUACCCGCAGAUGCCUUUCCAGCCGCCGAUGCCGGGGAUGCGGGGUCCGGGGCCCAUGGGACCCAUGGGCGGGCCACCGCCGCCACCGCACUUCAUGCGACGCAAUGGACCCGGUCCUGGUCCGGGUGGUCCCAUGAUGGGUGGCCCACCGCCCAUGCACAUGAUGGGCCCACGGAUGCCGCCGCGCGGCAUGCCACCCGGUGGACCACCCUUCGGCGGGCCAAUGAGCAUGAACGGCGGCCGGAUCACGAAGCCCAAUCCCAAGCUGAUCAAGCAGGCGCUGAAGGGAAAGAGCAGCAUCAAGACGCUGAAGAACCUGAUCAACCAGUACCCCAUCGACAAGCCCUGGGUGACGGACGAGAUCCGCAGCGAGCACGACAAGAAGGUGGAUAUCGAGAACCGGCUGAAGGGCCACAAGGAUGACGAACUCUUUGGCCAGUACAAGGGACAGCGCGACAAGUUUGUGGGUCUCUACGAGGCGGCACGGGAGGAGUAUCUCAAGCAGGAGGCGGCCAGCGUGAAGGCCAAGGAUGCCAAGUCAGACAAAGACAAAAACGCAAUUUCAAAUCAGAGCGCCGCCCCUCAGGCCGAAGGCGCUAAAGACGAAACAAUUCCAAAUCCCUAGGCAGCCAAUGCAACCGAAACCCAAUACCGAAUCAAAUCGAAUCAAACCGAAUCAAGAUCAGGUCGACUCACAGAACAGAACAGAAAAUUAAACUAAAGCUAAAACUAAAACUAAAACUCAAACUAGACCGUAAAGCAAAGAGAGCAAUUUAAAACUAAAGCUAAAACUAAAACUAAAACAGAGAAAAGCGAGCAAGAGCAAGAGUCUGACAAUUGGAGACGUAUUGAACUCAAGACCCCGACUCGAUAUCGGAUAUACACGGCCUGCUUUUGUCACACGAUGCUUUUGCGACUGAGAACUGAGCUUAAUAACGAUAAUAUUGAAACAGAAUCCAAACUGAAACCCAGCGAUGAUCAUGCGGGAAAAAGUCUAAUGAUAAAGAUGAAGAUUACGAUAAUGAAUAAUAACGAAUCACUUGUCUAACGAUGAUUGUUAAUUGUGACCGUAACGUAAAGUAGAGUAUUGAAAUGUAACCGUAACGUAACAGUUUCCUUAUUCGAAAAACCACUUUUCAACUUCAAUUCUAAGCUGCAGCAAUAUCGAUUAUUUGUACACAUUAUUAUAAACCCCUAGCCACAUAUAUAUAUAUAUAUUGCGAUAUAUAUUAUUAAUAUUUCUUAUUCGCUGCCCGGGUGCUUGAUACAUUAUUACAACAUUAUUGGAUCGGAUCGGAGAGACCGGAGAUUCCAAGCACCCGGGCAAAAAUCACUCUGUAAGCCUUGGAUUACACAACUUGAUUGUAUUUUUAAAUUAAUUCUUAAAAACUACAAAUUAAGAUCA
Molecule: messenger RNA, 2119 nt
Organism: Drosophila takahashii
Lineage: Eukaryota; Metazoa; Arthropoda; Insecta; Diptera; Drosophilidae
Gene: fs(1)K10
Product: female sterile (1) K10
Source: RefSeq, a predicted model, not a curated record